Molecule: messenger RNA, 1199 nt
Organism: Linum trigynum
Lineage: Eukaryota; Viridiplantae; Streptophyta; Magnoliopsida; Malpighiales; Linaceae
Source: the annotation of a GenBank genome assembly
AACUGAUAGCAAAAGUCAUUAGCUUUCCUUUGCAAUCAAUCAGAUCAAAUUACGAUUUAAUCGCAACCAUCCAUGGCAGGAACAGGGGAAGAGGCACAAACCCAGCAGCUGCAACAAUCAACAGGGCAAGAGGUGGUGGACACCAAGAAAUGGGGAACCCACGUCAUGGGACCGCCGGCGGCGCCGGCAGUGCACCCGGACAAUCAAAAGGCGGCAUCUUGGAACGCCGGCGACCACCAGCAGAUCCCGGAGCAGCCUUAUCUCAUCUACACGCCUGUAGAAAAGCCAGCCAGCAGCAACCCUCUCGAGCCAGUGAUCCACAUGUUCAACACCUGGAGCGCAAAAGCAGAGACCAUCGCCAAAAACAUUUGGCACAAUCUGAAUACAGGGCCGUCGGUGACAGAGGCAGCGUGGGGGAAAAUGAACCUGACGGCCAAAGCCAUAACAGAGGGAGGGUUCGAGUCGAUGUUCAAGCGCAUAUUUGAAACCCAUCCCGAAGAGAAGCUGAAGAAGACAUUCGCAUGUUACCUUUCCACCACCACCGGUCCCGUCGCCGGCACUCUGUACCUCUCCACUGCUCGGGUCGCCUUCUGCAGCGAUCGGCCUCUCUGCUUCACAGCUCCAUCGGGGCAGGAAGCCUGGAGCUACUACAAGGUUGUGAUUCCGGUGGAGAAGAUAAGCUCGGUGAACCCUGUGGUAUUGAGAGAGGAUCCGCCGGAGAAGUACAUCCAGAUUUCCACGAUGGACGGUCACGAAUUCUGGUUUAUGGGGUUCGUUAAUUUCGAGAAGGCCACAAAUCACUUGCUUGAGGGUGUUUCCAAUUUCAGGGCCGGAGUUGCCGCUGCUUAGAUUCGGCACCCCUGUUUCCGGGCAGAUAUUGGUUCCUUUUUUUUGGGUAGAAAUAUUGGUUCCUCUAUAUGUAUGUAGUUAGAGCUAUGUGUAGAUAGCUUGUUUGUUCAUUCCAUGGAUAUUUAUAUGGUCUACCUGAUCGAUGUGCUGUUGUUUGUUGAUGGUAUAAGUUUUUUUUUUCUUCUUCUCUUCCCUGAUGGCUGGCUCUAGGUUCGAACCUUCUCAUUGGUUUACCAUGACGAUUAGUGCUGGAAGUUUGGUGCCAAAUAGGUACCAAUAUUUGGUAUAUAGCGAAUACCGUACCGAAUUUGUCUAUAUUUGGUAUUACCGAAUACAUGUAUUAUUUUGUG